GAAGGGGAAAGAGCCAUGACCAAAGAUAAUAAAUAUCUUGGGAAAUUUGAAUUGACUGGUAUUCCGCCUGCUCCCAGAGGAGUCCCUCAGAUCGAAGUGACCUUUGACAUUGAUGCCAACGGCAUUCUCAAUGUGUCUGCAGUGGACAAAAGCACCGGAAAGGAGAACAAGAUCACCAUCACUAAUGACAAAGGUCGACUGAGCAAGGAAGACAUUGAGCGCAUGGUGCAAGAAGCAGAACAGUUCAGAUCUGAAGAUGAAGCCCAGAGAGACAAGAUCACUGCCAAAAAUUCUCUUGAGUCUCUGGCCUUCAACAUGAAGAGCACAGUGGAGGACGAGAAGCUCCAAGAAAAGAUCAGUCCUGAGGACAAAAAGACCAUCACAGAUAAGUGUAACGAAGUAAUCGCCUGGCUGGACAGGAACCAGACAGCUGAGAAGGAAGAGUAUGAGCACCAACAGAAAGAGCUGGAGAAAAUUUGCAACCCAAUAAUCUCUAAGCUGUACCAGGGGGAAUGCCAGGAGGAAUGCCAGGAGGAAUCAUUACUCUUAGUGUAA
This is a messenger RNA of Poeciliopsis prolifica (blackstripe livebearer), 555 nucleotides long. RefSeq names its product heat shock cognate 71 kDa protein-like. The record is from RefSeq and is a predicted model, not a curated record. Gene Ontology annotation, molecular function: misfolded protein binding; ATP-dependent protein folding chaperone; ATP hydrolysis activity. Bases 16 to 555 code for a protein of 179 amino acids. The transcript has 4 exons. NCBI's taxonomy places the organism in Eukaryota, Metazoa, Chordata, Actinopteri, Cyprinodontiformes, Poeciliidae. Gene Ontology annotation, cellular component: plasma membrane; nucleus; cytoplasm. Gene Ontology annotation, biological process: protein refolding; vesicle-mediated transport; cellular response to unfolded protein.